UCGGAAGCGAAGAACAGUGAACACCCCCCACUUCGCUCUCCGAUCCGCAAAACUCUAAACCCUAAAUUCUAAGCUGUUUCUUUAAUUCUCUCGAUCGGAAUCGAACUCCUCCGAAUCGCCCCAAUCCGAGUUAUUUUACCGUAAAAAAUUACUGAGAUGGAGAUAACCGAGAUCCUGCUAUCCGCCCAAUCCCCUAAUGUGAAUAUUCGCAGUGCUGCAGAGCAGAAGCUCAAGCAAUUUCAGGAGCAGAGUCUGCCAAUUUUCCUUCUUGUCUUGUCUGCCGAGCUAUCAAAUGAGAAAAAGCCACCUGAAUCACGAUGGCUCGCCGGAAUUAUCCUUAAGAACUCGUUAGAUGUGAAAAACUUGGUACGGAAGAGAGAGCUAACCCAGCAAUGGAUCAAUCUCGACCCCUCAGUAAAAACCCAGAUCAGAGAAUUGGUUUUAAGGGCUCUCGGAUCAACUGUCUCUGAGGCAAGACGUACAUCGUCCCAAGUAAUUGCUAAGAUCGCCGCAAUUGAGAUCCCCAAUAAACAAUGGCCUGAGCUUGUUGAGAAGUUGCUCUGUAACAUAUUUAAUCAAGCUGCGCAAACUUUCCUCAAACAGUCGACUUAUGAAACGCUCGGUUAUAUUUGUGAGGAGUUAUCUCCUCAUGACUUGGAGCAAAACGAAGUGAACUCUAUUCUCACUGCUUUGGUUCAUGGAAUGUCUCAGAGUGAGCAUAGUCCCGAAGUUCGUUUAGCUGCGGUUAAAUCAUUGUUUAAUGCUCUUGAUUUUGCAAAGACCAAUUUUGAGAAUGAGAUGGAGAGGAAUUUUAUUAUGAAGGUUAUAUGUGAGAAUGCACUAUCGCAAGUUUUGGGGAUAAGGUUGGCCGCAUUUGAGUGCCUUGUUUCUAUAUCUUCUACAUACUAUGAGUUACUCGAGCCUUACAUGGAAGCACUUUUCGGUCUCACCACAAAAGCUAUUAUCGGGGAUGAAGAGCCUGUUGCCCUCCAAGCUAUUGAAUUGUGGAGUUCUAUUUGUGAAGAAGAGAUCGAUAUUCAAGAAGCCCACAUUGAAGCAACCGAAUGCUUGGAUUCUCGCCACCAUCGUAUUACGAGUAGAGCUCUUCCUUUGCUUGUUCCAAUUUUACUGGAGACUCUAAAGAAGCAAGAGGAAGAUCAGGAUCAAGAUAGUGAUACAUGGAAUCUAUCCAUGGCUGGGGGAACCUGCUUAGGGCUUGUUGCAAGGAAUGUUGGGGAUGCAAUAGUGCCACUUGUCAUGCCCUUCGUCGAAAGUAACAUAGUGGAUAAUGACUGGUGCAGGCGUGAAGCGGCUACUUUCGCUUUUGGCUCUAUUCUCGAAGGUCCUUCCAUUGAAGAGCUUUCUCCAAUGAUUCACUCAGGUUUCGAUUUCUUGCUCAAUGCAAUGAAGGACCCAAAAAACCAUGUGAGAAGCACAACAGCUUGGACUCUUGGUAGAAUCUUCGAGUUCUUGCACAGUCCAAGCAACAUUGAGUCAGUGAUAACACCUGUAGGUCUCCCUCGAAUCAUGUGUGUGUUGAUGGAGGCGAUUAAAGAUGCACCCAAUGUUGCUGAGAAGGUUUGCGGAGCACUUUACUUUCUUGCACACGGUUAUGAAAAUGGAGGAUCAAAUUGUUCUGUUCUUUCGCCUUAUUUUUCUGAAAUCAUUUCAGCUCUCCUGUAUACAGCUGAUCGAACUGAUUCUUCUGAUUUUCGGCUUCGUGCUUCGGCUUAUGAGACCUUGAAUGAGAUAAUUAGGUGCUUCACAAAAUCAGAGACAUCUAAUUUUAUUCCUAAGCUACUCAAUGGGAUCAUGAACAGACUGAGCCAAACUUUACGACUCCAAAUUGUCUCUACUGGUGAUAGAGAGAAGCAAAGUGAUUUGCAAGCCUUGCUUUGUGGUGUUCUCCAAGUAAUUAUUCAAAAACUGGGUUCUUUUGAGGAAACCAGAGAAAUUAUUCUGCAUUCUUCCAACCAAUUGAUGAGCUUAUUUCUCCAAGUAUUUUCUUGCCACUGUUCAACUGUGCAUGAGGAAGCAAUUCUGGCAAUAGGAACCCUAGCUUAUGUGACUGGCCCUGCUUUUAUUAAAUACAUGCAAGAGUUCUACAAGUACUUAGAAAUGGGUCUUCGAAACUUUGAGGAGUAUCAAGUAUGCUCCAUCUCGAUUGGUGUUGUUGGUGAUAUAUGUCGCGCACUUGAUGAAAAGGUUCUUCCGUAUUGUGAUGGUAUAUUAACUCACCUUCUUAGAGAUCUCUCGAAUCCGAUGCUUAAUAGAACAGUAAAACCCCCCAUUUUCUCUUGCUUGGGAGAUAUUGCUCUUGCAAUCGGCAAGCACUUUGAGAGGUAUCUGCCUUAUGUGAUGCCUAUGUUACAAGGGGCCGCCGAUUUGUGCUCUUGUUUGGAUGUAAAUGAUGAAGAGAUGGUUGAAUAUGGAAACGAUCUUAGGCGCAGUAUAUUUGAGGCUUAUACUGGACUUCUUCAAGGAUUCAAGGAUACUAACGCGGGCUUGAUGAUACCGUAUGUUGGUCAUCUAUUGCAGUUUACGGAGGCUAUCUUUAGAGACAAACUUAGGGAUGAGGCAGUGACUAAAGCCGCAGUUGCUGUUAUGGGGGAUCUCGCGGACACGCUCGGCCCAAACACGAAGAUCUAUUUCAGCGGCCGCACUUUCCACCAGGAUUUCUUGGGUGAGUGUUUCAAGUCCGAUGACGAUCAGCUGAAGCAGACGGCGAGUUGGACUCAGGGGGUGAUCGGACGCGUUUUGGUUUCUUGAAGUGGAAAUCCACUGCUGCAGUGAAAUGCAGAUCCCUCUUCUGCUUAAGACUGCUCUUCCUUCUCAUUUGAAUGUGUACUAGACUUUCCGAACAUUGUGUACUAGGUUAAGGAUUUCUAGCAUGAUUAGCAUAGCUGUAAAUCAGUAAUAUUUCAAACAAUUCUCUUC
Molecule: messenger RNA, 2937 nt
Organism: Ananas comosus (pineapple)
Lineage: Eukaryota; Viridiplantae; Streptophyta; Magnoliopsida; Poales; Bromeliaceae
Product: importin subunit beta-1-like
Exons: 3
Coding region: 157-2769 (870 amino acids)
Biological process (GO): protein import into nucleus
Cellular component (GO): nucleus; cytoplasm
Molecular function (GO): small GTPase binding; nuclear import signal receptor activity
Source: RefSeq, a predicted model, not a curated record